Puma concolor (puma) is the source of this 1017-nucleotide messenger RNA. NCBI's taxonomy places the organism in Eukaryota, Metazoa, Chordata, Mammalia, Carnivora, Felidae. The record is from RefSeq and is a predicted model, not a curated record.
AUGGUGCGGCCUGUGAGGUGGGUAGUUCAUGACAACUGCGGGGAUGGGAAGAAGCAGGAAGACGCCGUAGGCAACUUGGCCUGCACACGAUUGACGGGAAAGGGCCGAAUAGGACGGCAUAAGAAAUCGGUCAAUUACUCACAGUUUGAGGACUCUGACAGUGAUGGUAAACUCCUUCAGGGUACUUUUAGUAUUCUAUUUAGUGCAGUGCCUCAUACACAGAUAGCUUUAGAUGACAAGCUCUACCAGCGAGACUUAGAAGUCGCACUUGCUUUAUCAGUGAAGGAACUUCCAACAGUCACCACUGAUGCGGAAGAGGCUCAAGAUAAAAGCAUUGAAAAGUGUGACAGUCGUGGAAGUGAAACAAUGAGUAAGGCCCCUCAUAUCUCCAAUUGCAGUGUAGCCAGUGAUUAUUUAGAUUUGGAUAAGAUUACUGAGGAAGAUGAUUUUCCUGGUGUUCAAGGGAAAAGAAAAGCAGCAUCAAAGGCUAUGGUACAACAGAGGAAGAUUCUUCUGGAAGGCAGUGAUGGCGAUAGUGCUAAUGACUCUGAACCAGACUUUGCAACUGGUGAAGAGUCCGAGGAUGACUCUGAUUUUAGUGAGAGUGAAGAUAAUGAUGAAGACUUCACUGUGAGAAAAAAUAAAGUGAAAGAAAUUAAAAAGAAAGAAGUGAAGGUCAAAUCCCCAGUUGAAAAGAAGGAGAAGAAACCUAAAUCCAAAUGUAAUACUUUGGUGACUUCAGGAGACUCUGCUCCAGCUUCUGUGAAAUCAGAACUUCAGCCUUCACCAAAAAAGGUUUCUGGUUCUUCGGAGGUCACUAGGAAACCAUUACAAAUACGCAGUCCUUUGGCUGAAAACAAAAAACCUAAGUGGGUCCCACCAGCGAUGUCCGGAAGCAGCAGCAUCAGGAGCCCACUGGCAGGCGUGUCUGUUAAGUCUCCAAAUCAGAGUCUCCGCUUGGGUUUGUCCAGAUUAGCACGAGUUAAACCUUUGCAUCCAAAUGCUGCUAGUAGCUGA